AGUAGAACUCCGAUUACCCGCGAAAUUAAGUGGCAAAGUCACCGCGGAUAUCGAAAAUCACUGACAACGCAUUAAAGGACUGAAAUGAGGUGCAAACUAUGCAAACUUAAGCUACCCAUCCUUAUGGUCACUAUCACUCACUGACAAAUUUCGGAACGCGUUAUAAAAUUAUCUUGGAGCUCACGUUCGCGAACCAUCCGCUAGCAGUAAUCGAGGUUCUCCUGUGUAUCAAAACACAGUUAAAACACAUACAUACUUCCUAUGGAGAGAAGUAGAUUCCACUGAGUGGUAAAUCCCAAACGUCUUAUCGUCUUUGCGGCUAGCAUUCGAUGGGAACCUGUUUUGAAGCGUUUUUUUCCUUACGUUCUACCGCUGAUCAUCAACGGAGCGUCCAGCUCUACUCAAUCAGUCUGAUUCUGUUAUUCAGCUCAGAAUGAUUACUCUGAUAACGAUUGCGUUUUUGUUGUUGCAGUUUAUCGCUGUCGAACCAUCGAACAAGUUUGAAGGUUGUUUGCAGUACAACACAAAUCACGGAUAUGAGCACCAGCAUCCGUACUUCCCAACGAGUAACUUCCAGCACGUAAAGACCAACGAAAACGAUGUAAAAAUUAUGCGCUUCGGUAUUCUCGGGAACAACGAUGGCCACAUUCGAUUAUCACCAACCAUGUAUCCAUACGAUAAAACCGAAAUGAACGAAAUUGUUCUGUCUGGAUGGGCCAAUACUAAAACCGUAGCCCGCCGCUACACGCGAGUCUCGCCAAAAGAGCGCAUCGAUCGGAUUAUACUUAAGGAACAAUCCAGCAUCGGUAUGUUGUCAGUGUUCGAACCCUUCAUGUUCACGAUGGCAGUGCAUCCCAGCGGGCUGGUGCAGCUGACUAAAGAUGGUGACUCAUAUCCGUUCCUCGAAUUUCGUGAUCCGAAAUUAUCAUCGAAAUACAUAGGAUUUUGCAAUUGGGACGUUCCACUGGUGUUCUUCUACGAUUGUCCACUGGAAGUGGAUCAGAGAGGUUGUAGUGGAGUUGUGUUCAGUAAAUGAAGCAACAUCGGCUUAGGACAAAUAUACUCUACUCAUACAGUAAAAACCACGUUGAAUCACUGUGAUGUGACUCCUCAGAAAGUAAAGUCGUUUGAUUAUUGUUUGACCUUAGAUAGAGGCAAGCACUCAUGGUAUUUUUUUAAAUAGAAACGUGAAUAAAAUUGUAAGCUCAU
Toxorhynchites rutilus septentrionalis is the source of this 1209-nucleotide messenger RNA. RefSeq lists its product as uncharacterized. The transcript is spliced from 3 exons. The record is from RefSeq and is a predicted model, not a curated record. The coding region runs from base 434 to 1036 and encodes 200 amino acids. NCBI's taxonomy places the organism in Eukaryota, Metazoa, Arthropoda, Insecta, Diptera, Culicidae.